Messenger RNA from Colletotrichum higginsianum IMI 349063, 3321 nucleotides. Its product is annotated as Copper radical oxidase. The transcript has 2 exons. The record is from RefSeq and is a predicted model, not a curated record. The coding region runs from base 1 to 3321 and encodes 1106 amino acids. Gene Ontology annotation, biological process: response to oxidative stress. NCBI's taxonomy places the organism in Eukaryota, Fungi, Ascomycota, Sordariomycetes, Glomerellales, Glomerellaceae. Gene Ontology annotation, molecular function: heme binding; peroxidase activity.
AUGAGGGUGAACCUUUCUCUGUUUCUCAGCCUCCUGGGCCUGGCAUGCCAGGUCCAGGCCGAUCCGACUUGGCCUUCAGAUGUCGACGAGCUGGAGGAGAUCAUGUAUCAGACGUUCAACGCCAGAUCACGAAAGUUUGCCGACUCCGUCUUUCCUUGCAACAAGGGAAUAUCCGGCACAGGCCGUCAAACUGCUGCCGAAUGGCUGAGAACCGCCUUUCACGACAUGGCGCCCGCCAACAAGGGCGCAGGCGUAGGAGGCUUGGAUGCGUCUAUUCAGUAUGAGCUGGCAACUACGUCCACCGGAGAGAAUACCGGCCCUGCCUUCGCGUCUUCGUUGACCUUCUUUGCGCCCUACCUGACCCGCAAGAGCAGUAUGUCGGAUCUGAUCGCCCUCGGAGUGUACACCUCUGUGCUGUCCUGCGGCGGCCCAUCGAUCGCCUUGCGUUCUGGUCGCAUCGACGCGGCCGUGAGAGGCGCCAUCGGCGUGCCGCAGCCCGGCAACGCCAUUUCCAUCUUCCGGACACAGUUUGACCGCAUGGGGUUCACGCCUCAGGAGAUGGUCCAGGUGACGGCCUGCGGUCACACCAUUGGCGGUGUGCAUUCGGCCGAGAAUCCAACCAUCGUCCCCGUCGGCACUUUUGCCAACGGCAUGGCACCCAUGGACACGACAGCCGGCGUUUUCGACAGCAAGAUCGUUACCGAGUAUCUCGACGGCACCACCACGAAUCCGCUCGUCUUUACCAUAGGCACCGCCCGAAACAUGAAUUCUGACUUCAAGGUUUUCAACUCGGAUAACGCGACGAUGCGUGCCAUGGCCGACAACGCUGUCUUCAAAUCCGUUUGCAAAACGAUGUUCGAGAAGAUGAUCGAUACCGUGCCGUCUGGCGUCGCCCUCAGCGAUGCUAUCAAGCCCUAUACGGUCAAGCCGGUCGAGCUCCAGCUCUCCCUUGCCUCUCCUUCCACCAUGCAGCUCAAGGGCUACAUCCGUGUUCGAACGACCGACAUACCGCUGGGUGACAUUGCGGGCCUGACAGUAAACUACAAGACCAGGGACGGGAGCUCUACCUGCGGAUCCGGCAAUUGCGUCUUCACGCUCUCGGUCCUAGGCAUUUCCCGAGGCCUGGAAGACAACUUCGCCUGGUUUCCAAUUACUCAGACCUUCCCCGUCAGCACGGGUAUCUCCUCUUUCACCGUCACCAUCAACAAGAAUGACGGCUCGAGCACUCUUUUCAACAACAACGGCAACGGGUACCCCUUGCAGGAUGGCAUCUUUCUCCAACAGCCCCAGAGCUGCCUCCUGCAGACGACUGGUGACGCCACCUUUGUCGCUGCAGUCCGCAAUGACCGAGCAUCCCUUCCGGUCAGGGUGGAGAUCUCAUACAAGACGAAGCGCACGAACAGUGUUGUGCCUCUAUUGAGCAAGAUGACCAUCGACAUGGUCAAGGGGGACUGUCGAGGCAGCUACACUUUCUUCACCGUCACCACCAAUAUCCCCGGCGGUCUCAGCUUCGAGUCGACCAUGGACUUCAUCAGUGGAGAAGGCGCCUCCGCCUUGGUCGACUCUUUCAAGAAGGCCGACCCCAUCGGAGGCACCUGCGCAGCGUGGUCGGGAGGAUCUGGCACUUGCAACGGCGUCACCGUUUCCUCUACCGCAACACCGACGACCUCGUCAGCCUCUCGCACAUCCAGCACUGUUCCCACCGCCACUCUCCAUCAUCGGGAGACUAUGGGUGGGUACAAGCUUGUUUCCUGCUGGACCGAGGCCUCGGGUGGCCGCGCCCUCACCGGCGCCGCCUUCGCUUACGACGGCAUGACGCUGGACAGCUGCAUGGCGAACUGCACCGGAUUCGACUACUGGGGUACUGAGUAUGGGCGCGAGUGCUACUGUGGCAACUCCCUGGCUGCCUCUACUACUUCGGCUCCCUUGAGCGACUGCAGCAUGCAGUGCUCCGGCGAUUCGACGCAGUACUGCGGAGCUGGCAACCGUAUCGAGCUGUACUCGACCACGGCCACUCGCAGUAGCAGCUCGACGCCGGCGCCGACAGCAACUCUUGCCCAUAUCAACACCGUCGGCAAGUAUUCGUUCAUGGGUUGCCACACCGAGGCCGAUGGUGGCCGUGCUCUACGGGCUGCUCAGACCGCUGGCGACGACAUGACGCUGGAGAAGUGUGCCGCAUUCUGCUCCGACUACACCUUCUUUGGCACCGAGUAUGGUCGCGAAUGCUACUGUGGCAACGAACUGCAGGCUACCAGUAAGACCGCUCCUCUCAGCGAGUGCAACAUGAAGUGCGCCGGCAACCCGUACCAGUACUGCGGCGACGGCAACCGUCUCGAGCUUUUCAAAGUCAGCAGCUCCUCUUCUACCGCUGUCACGUCGACGUCGUCCGCGACACCCACAUCCAGCUCCGCGACCUCUUUCAGUGCCCAGGCAGGGACGCCAUCUUCAACCUCUACAGCACCAAUAACCAGCUCAUCGCAUCUCUCGAGCUCGUCGGAGCACCCUUCUGAAGUCCUCAGCACCACCUCAUCCACCAGCUCAUUGCCGCAUUUCACCUCUGCGGCUUCUGAAUCAAGCAGCCACGCCGAGCCUUCUAGCAGCUUGACUACGAGCUCACCCCCAACUUCUUCGGCCCCAUCGUCUUCCAGCAGUGUGCCUUCCAGCACCAGGACCUCAAGUUCGACGAGCACCGUCCCCACGCUGGCUCACAAGCCUACCGUUUCUCCUUUCACAUUGGUGGGCUGUUGGACAGAAGGCAACGGCGUGCGUGCAUUGAGCCAAAAGAACUACGCUUCCGGAGACAACAUGACACUGGAGUACUGCGCAUCCUACUGUUCAAACUACAAAUACUUUGGGACUGAAUACAGCAGUGAAUGCUUCUGCGGCAACUCCCUCGCUCCGUCCAGUUCAGAGGCCCCCUUGGCCGACUGCGGCAUGACCUGCAGCGGCAACCAGUACGAAUACUGCGGCGGAGGCAACAGGCUGACCUUGUACCGAUCCGACAAACAAGUAACAGAUCCCACUCAGCCGGCCACCGCUGGAGCGUACACGUUCCUUGGCUGCCGUACGGAGCCCGCGCAGGGCGGACGCGCCCUGGACGCGAAGGCCACUGCCUCGGAUAAGAUGACAAACGAAGCGUGUGCGGCGUUCUGUGACGGCUACAGCUACUUCGGUACAGAAUACGGCGGCGAAUGCUACUGUGGCAACACGCUGCCUGUGACCUCCCUCGAGGCGCCGGCGAGCGACUGCAGCAUGAUUUGCACAGGAUCAACCACUGAGUAUUGCGGUAACGGCAACCGCCUAUCGGUGUAUAAGAAGUGA